Closterium sp. NIES-65 is the source of this 325-nucleotide messenger RNA. Lineage: Eukaryota; Viridiplantae; Streptophyta; Zygnematophyceae; Desmidiales; Closteriaceae. The record is from the annotation of a GenBank genome assembly.
AUGAUGCGAUGGGUGGAGCACGCCUCCACCAUGGCCUCGGGCGACCCGCCUUCCGCUAGAAGGUGCUGCCGCUCUCGCCCCGCCGCUCUCACAAAGCCGCUCUCGCCCCGCCGCUCUCGCAAAGCCGUUCUCGCCCCGCAGCCCUACCCCUUCGGCCUCGUCCCUAUCGCCUCUACCGCCCCCCGACUGUCCCCUGCGAGUGGCCUGCACGCAAGCGCGGCGGCGGGGAGGCGUGCAGCCAUUCGCAUGGCGCGCGCUCGUUGUCCCGCCCUGCGCGCGCCUCCUCGCUUGCGUGCAUGUCUUCUGCGCCCCCUUGUUCCGUCAC